AUGUAUCUCAGAUGUUUUGAUCAAUUGGUUCAUGUAUUCCUGCACAUGAACCGCUAUCCUAUCUGGACGAAAUUUGCCGUGGUUACCCAAGAAGUGAUUAUGAACACCCAAGCGACCACCGUUGUCAUGGAAUUGGGUGUACGGCUAAUGACAAUGUGCCUACCCUCGAACCACAUAACAAAGGUCGUGGAUCAUUUACCAGCAUGGAAACUUCUUGUCGCCCAAGUAGCGCUACCCCUCAUUAUUGCAGCACCAUUCUACUGUAUUUCCAAUUUUCAGUAUGGUGUUAAGGGUACGAACGUCCCAGUACUUCUUAGUGCUCAUGACGUUUACUAUGAUGCGUCUACCUUCAUCAUCGGGCUAGUUUAUGGAGUGGCGGCUGUGGUCCUCUGUCUUUGCGGUUAUGUUUAUAUGUUCGAUACCAUUCGAAGGAAAGGGGCUCGAGUAGAAUUCAAAAUAUUGCUUCAUGGUGUGUGCCUAGUGAUGGCAUUGAUAGCCGUCAUCUUUUCCAGAUUUUGCCAACGAUUUCAAUUUGGCGAGGUACAGUAA
This is a messenger RNA of Haemonchus placei, 549 nucleotides long. Lineage: Eukaryota; Metazoa; Nematoda; Chromadorea; Rhabditida; Trichostrongylidae. The record is from the annotation of a GenBank genome assembly.